Messenger RNA from Babesia bigemina, 525 nucleotides. RefSeq names its product membrane protein, putative. The coding region runs from base 1 to 525 and encodes 174 amino acids. The transcript has 3 exons. Gene Ontology annotation, cellular component: acetylcholine-gated channel complex. The record is from RefSeq and is a predicted model, not a curated record. NCBI's taxonomy places the organism in Eukaryota, Apicomplexa, Aconoidasida, Piroplasmida, Babesiidae.
AUGAGAGUGUAUUUUAUGUGUCUCUUAGUGAGUUGCUGGCAAAUUGCAUAUUGCGUGGAUGGUACGCAACGCAUCGGACCGGGGAAGUUCAGAUUCGACGACGAAAUAGCGUACAUAGCAGAUGAAGAUACCUUGAAAACAAUAAACAGUGGGCAGAUAGCGGAAGUGGGCAUGAAGAAGCUGGCACGAAUAUCGGAGACGCACAAAAUUUCACCUGACAUUGAAGCCAAUAAACACGCAGUUAUUGAUGGAAAUGACAUGCACGAUCCAACUUCGGUAAAGGUUGAGCCUGUAGCAAUAGGGGAACCUACGCAAUCCGUUGGAUAUACAGUAGAAUCGUAUCCUAAUCCUUUCACCGACCCACAUUUAUGCGUGCACACGGCAAAAGGAACUAGCACCUUUCUCUGCGAUCCCGAUGGAAUUUUGAGCGAUUGUCAACAAGUGGAAGCCAAUGAAAUUCUAAGCAAUGCAAACAGCGGGACUGUUAGUUUAGAGGAAAUAAAAACAAUUGGUUGCAGGUUUUAG